AUGAUGUUCGAUGGUUUUUCCUCCGUGAUUCCGCGUACAACGUUGCUUUCAAAUCAUCCCACAAAUGAUUAUCCCAAUGUUCCUGUGAAUCUUCUAUCCAUUCUCGAACGACUUUCUACUUUCCCGACCGAAGAAAGCGAGUUAAAUGCUUGGUGGGUGGCGGAGUUCUCGGCAAAACCACCGAAACCCAAAGCAUCCAAAAAGUCAUCUAUCAAUGCCGAAAUGUCAUCGGACGAUGAAGCGUCACCAAAGACUGGGGAAGAAGAAGAAAAUGACGAUUGGCGGAAGUUCUUCGAAGAUGAGCCAUUGGCGGUGGAUGGCAAGAAGGGUUCCGGUCAGCGUUUGCAUAUGAUGACUAUACAUCAGUCCUUGCAUUCGCUGUCUUCACACCGCGCUGUAUUUACGCGAGCAUGGCUCACACUGUUACCUCGCCUGGCUGUUCCUGGGAACAUUGAAAAAAACAAGGCUUUGGCCACUAGAGCUUUAAACCUUAUGCAUCGCAGCGUUAUGCCACACUUGACAAGACCUGUGCUAGUUAUGGAUUGGAUCGGCGCCUGUGUGGACAUUGGGGGAUCCGUUGGUCUCCUAGCAUUGAACGCACUGUUUGUGCUUAUUAAAGAAUAUAACCUCGAUUAUCCAUCAUUUUAUACUCGACUAUAUGCAUUUCUUGAUCGCGAUGUUCUGCAUCUUAAGCACCGCUCCCGUUUUUUUAGGCUGACGGAACUAUUCCUGAGCUCAACCCAUCUUCCUUCUGCUUUGCUAGCAUCUUUUGUGAAAAAAUUGUCUCGCUUGUCAAUCACUGCGCCUCCAGCUGCGAUAGUCAUGGUGAUACCAUUUACGUACAAUAUGCUCAAGAAACAUCCCGCUUUGAUGGUGAUGAUUCAUCGAGCCGAUGUUGACGAUUCUAAUGAUCCCUUCUUGCCGGAUGAAACGAAUCCUAUGCUGACCAAUGCCCUCAGCAGCUCUUUAUGGGAACUGAUAUCCCACAGCUCACAUUAUCACGCCCCCGUGUCGACUAUGUGUAAGAUUUUCUCCGAAGCUUUCACAAAACCCGGUUAUACAAUGGAAGACUUUUUGGAUCACACAUAUAACACCUUGUUUGAGACUGAGAUUAAUAGAAAAAUCAAACGAGAGCCAGCUUUAGCAAUGGAAACUAGUAGCAAGGUUUUUGGAGGAGAAGAGAAUGAAUUGCAAGAUUCAGAGGAAGACCGACUCGCGGGAAAUGCACAACGGGACUUCGUAAACGAGCUUUGGGUAUUUUAA
Molecule: messenger RNA, 1263 nt
Organism: Psilocybe cubensis
Lineage: Eukaryota; Fungi; Basidiomycota; Agaricomycetes; Agaricales; Agrocybaceae
Exons: 6
Coding region: 1-1263 (420 amino acids)
Biological process (GO): ribosome biogenesis
Cellular component (GO): Noc4p-Nop14p complex; nucleolus; small-subunit processome
Source: RefSeq, a predicted model, not a curated record